Molecule: messenger RNA, 3054 nt
Organism: Homarus americanus (American lobster)
Lineage: Eukaryota; Metazoa; Arthropoda; Malacostraca; Decapoda; Nephropidae
Product: nephrin-like
Molecular function (GO): protein binding
Source: RefSeq, a predicted model, not a curated record
UUGUACCGUCCCGCCUGGUUGUGGUGGACCAGAUGGACCGACCUGUCCCAGCUGGCCUCCUGGGACCUCUCACAGAGGGAGAACCUCUUACUCUCUACUGCGUCGCUACAGGAGGUUGGCCGGUACCGGAAGUCACCUGGUGGAGAGGGUCAACGCUCCUGGCCAAUCACAGCCUCAUCCUGGGACACAAUGGGCCAAUCAGCACCUCCUCCUCCUCCUCCUCCUCCUCCUCCCAUGCCUCAAGUCCCUCCCACGCCUCUUCCCACGCCCCCUCGAUGGUGGGAGCGGGCGUGCGGCAGGUGAGGACGGAGGUGAGCGUCCCAGCCCUCAGUAGGGACUAUGUACACGCCAACCUCACCUGCCGCGCCACCAACAACAACAUCACUGAACCUCUCUCUACCACUCUGGCUCUCCUGCUGUAUUUACGUCCCAAGUCCGUCAGCAUCCGGUCGCCGCAGUCCCCGCUGGUGGAGGGUCAAGAGGCGAGGCUGGAGUGUGUGGCCGAGGGCGCCUACCCCGCCGCCACCCUCUCCUGGACCCUGACCUCCCCUAACCACGACGUCACCACCGCCCUGGCCUCCACCUCACGUCACCUCGGGGAUCGGACCUCCUCCUUCGUCAAGGUAAAACCUGCCGCAGAGGACCACCUGGCCACCCUCACCUGUACGGCUUUCAAUCCCAACAUCACUGCUCCUGGCAUCACCACCACCACCGUCAUACGCGUCGUCUUCGCGCCGCGGGUGAGGCUUGAGCUCGGGGCCAACCUGGGCAACGAACCCAUCACUGAGGGCAAGGACGUGUACUUCGAGUGUGAGGUCGACGCCAAUCCUCCGACCUGGGACGUCAUCUGGAGGAGGAACGGACAACAAGUCACCAACCAACGUAAGUCCGGUGUAUUGGUGUCAGGGAUGAACUUGGUGCUACAGAUGGUGCGUCGAUCCUCAGCCGGUAACUACACCUGUACGGCUGCCAACGCCCUCGGCUCUACCAUCAGUAACCCAGUCAACCUCGAUGUACGGUACCUGCCGGUGUGUCUGGAGGGGCCGCAGACGGUGGCGGUGGCGGAGGGGGAGAGCACUCGCCUCACCUGCCGGGUCGACGCCCAGCCCUGCGACCACCUCACCUACACCUGGAUCUUCAACAACACCCUGGACACCAUCCGAGUCGAUCGUCACCGUAUUAUCCUGGAGCGGGGCCUUAGUAUACUCGAUUAUACACCCAGGUCACCGAGGGACUACGGAACCUUAUCCUGCUGGGCGACCAAUGCAGUAGGCACCCAGGCUGACCCCUGCAGGUUCACUGUCAUCGAGGCUGGACCCCCGGAGCGUGUGGACAAGUGUGUGUUGGUGAACCUGACGUCUGGCAGCCUGGAGGUGGGGUGCACGCCAGGUAACGACGGAGGGCUGAAGCAGAGGUUCGUGGCGCGGGUGUAUGCUGCCCCCACCCACGCCCUCCUGGCCACCCUGGAGGAGGACACCCCCAGGUUCCACGUGGGCGGGCUAACCCCUGGCCAGGACUACCUCAUCACCGUCACCGCCGUCAACGCCAAGGGCGCCAGUCUACCCCAACAGAUCGACGCCGUCCGUCUCAAGGUGGCGGAGAAGCGGAUGGUAGAGGUGGGGGGGUCGUCGCCUCCCGUGUCCCCCCUGGUGGGCGUGUUCCUGGGACUAGUGGGCGGCUUUGUGUUGCUUCUGCUGGCUGGCGUACUGCUCACCCGCGCCCGCUCUAACAGGUGUUGGGGCCACAGAGGGGGUGAGGGAGGCAUGGUGACCUCCAGCAACUCCCCCCAGCCCACCAUCACCACCACCAGCACCACCACCUCCGCCCACCACCACCACCACCACCACCAUCACCCGUAUGACACCGAGGACAGGCCAACCGCACCUGAUGUCCUUAGAACUAUUAAUGCUGAGCUCCUUGAGACGCAGCUGUGUCCUGAGAUUAUACCAGCCCGAGUACCUCCUCCACCUUACUCCAGAGUACAGACAGGCCCCCGGGAGUCGCUGCAGGUGGGGCCUCUGGUGGGCGUGGCGGGACGACCUCUAUACCGGGAGUCGCCAAGCCCUCUCCACCUCCUGCAUGAUCAGAGCUUCGUCUAGGGCGUGGUAGGCGUGGUUCAACCUCCUACGCCCUCUACCACGCCUCCAGCUGAGAUGUAGUUCUCUGCCCACUUCCCGCUUGAUGAGGACUGCGUUACAAGACGUUUGCUCCAGCUUCCCGCGCUCUCUACCACGCCCACGUCCACAGCGAGACUAUUGUGUAGGCGUGUAUGCACUACCCCCAUCUCGACGCCCACCUACACACCGCACGCUACGAGGGUUUUUUUUUCCCCUUUUUUAAGGAGACUAAAGAUGCCUCCUCGGUGCUGAGCGUCUGUAUUACUGGAACAAUGGAACACAGGACAGCUUGAUUUGCCCCGGAAUACACACAAAGAGCGACACUACAGGCAGAAGGGGAAUGAACUAUAGCCUGGAUUAUAGUCUCCAUUAGCAUCUCUUUAUGGAGGGAAGGUAAAUGCCAGGCACUGCUGUAUACCCGUGCUGACGCAGCGUUCGUGGGUGGCGUCUCAGCCUGGCGGUUGAAAGGGCACCAAGAGAAGCAUUGAUCACAAAAUGAUUAAUGUUAAAAGUGUACCGGGAACAGGAACACUUAAUCAUGUUGUCAAACGAUACGAACCAGUCAAACCUAACCUAAGCUGAAUUAACCUAACCUAAACUACAUUAACGUUGGAUUACAUUAGGUUAAAUUGGAAUAGAUCAGGUUUGGUUAGGUUGGAUUAGGUUGAGUUAGGGUGGAUUAGGUUAGGUUAGAUUGAGUUAGGUUAGGUUGGGUUGGGUUAGUUUGUGGUGAGUCUUGUUGUGUUGCAGAGUCAAGUCUUGACUAACUGAACCACAUUAACGUUUGUUAGUCCAAUUUAUACUGAGCCAACCACGCUAAUGAACCCUGACCAAUGGAGCUCCACUUGAUUAACUUUUAUAUACAUUUGGCUGUAAAAUCUCUCUCUCUCUCUCUCUCUCUCUCUCUCUCUCUCUCUCUCUCUCUCUCUCUCUCUCU